Molecule: messenger RNA, 2079 nt
Organism: Morone saxatilis (striped sea-bass)
Lineage: Eukaryota; Metazoa; Chordata; Actinopteri; Moronidae
Gene: uap1l1
Product: UDP-N-acetylglucosamine pyrophosphorylase 1, like 1
Biological process (GO): UDP-N-acetylglucosamine biosynthetic process
Molecular function (GO): UDP-N-acetylglucosamine diphosphorylase activity
Source: RefSeq, a predicted model, not a curated record
CAGAAGCAGAACCAGGCUUGUUGUAAAGCGCAGCGGAAGUGUGUGGAUACAGCGUGUGUGAAUAUAAUGAUAGCAGACUUUGUCCAUCCUCUGCUUUUAAAACCAGCUACAGUCAGCUGACGGCUGCUGCUGAGUCAACACAGCCUCUACAUGUUGCUGACUGAGAGGAAACGGUGGCUGUUCAGGGACUUCUUUCAGACAUGUUUUGCUUCUGCAAUCCUGAAACAGCAUAAAGACGCCUGUCAUCCUGCUGCAGCACUGUAUCCUCUUCUAUUUGCCUUUCUCACCACAGGAUCCUUGUUUGGAUCCGAGGGCUGCAGUCACGAGUUGCUCAUGACACACAGUCAUUUCCUGCAGACCAGCACACUCCUGCACCUCCUGUAGCCUGCUGGGAAAAGGAGGCUGGAUGUGUGUGCAUGUGUGAACCCCUCUUCCUGCACAGUCUGCUUUGUUCCCCACACACAAAAUGCUUUCCUUGGAGCGAGUGGAGCGGAGCUUGGAGAGCGCAGGGCAGUCUCACGUCCUGCAGUUCUGGUCGGAGCUGAGUGAGGAGGACAGGGAGGGUUUCCUCCAGGAGCUGUCUCAGCUGGAUCUGGACGGGCUGAAGGAGCACUGCGAGGGGGCUACGAGGGCUGCAGCCUCCCCGCCCGCCAGCCUGGAUCAAAACAUAGAACCGGUCCCUCCGGAGUUCAUCGGCAGUGUGAGGAGAAGUGACAAAAGGUCUCUGUCAGAGUGGGAGAACGAAGGUACAUAAUGACCAGCGAGUUCACUCUGGCUCCCACUGAGAAGUUCUUCAAGGAAAACAACUACUUUGGUCUGGAGCCGUCAAACAUUGUUAUGUUUGAGCAGAGGAUGAUCCCAGCAGUGACCUUUGAUGGAAAGGUCAUUCUGCAGGGUAAAGGGAAGAUCGCCAUGGCCCCAGAUGGGAACGGUGGUCUGUACAAGGCGCUGGUGGACAACAAGGUGCUGGAGGACAUGAAGAAGAGGGGAGUGGAGUACCUGCAUGUGUACUGUGUGGACAAUAUCCUGGUCAAGAUGGCCGACCCUGUGUUCAUUGGGUUCUGUGUGAGCAAAGGGGCUGACUGUGGAGCCAAGGUGGUGGAGAAGGCCUGCCCUGCGGAGCCAGUGGGCGUGGUUUGCAGGGUGCAAGGAGUCGCACAGGUGGUGGAGUACAGCGAGAUCCAACCAGAGACGGCUGAGCUCCGGGGACCUGGAGGGGAGCUGGUGUACAGCGCGGGGAACAUCUGCAAUCACUUCUUUACCAGGGCUUUCCUGCACGAUGUAGCAGAGAAAUUCGAAGCCCAACUAAAACAGCAUGUUGCCAUCAAGAAAGUGCCCUUUGUGGACACAUGUGGCAAUCCCGUCAAACCUACCAAACCCAACGGCAUAAAGAUGGAGAAGUUUGUUUUUGAUGUAUUUCCAUUCUCAAGGAGCUUCGUUGUGUUUGAGGUUGUAAGGGGGGAUGAGUUUUCCCCCCUGAAAAAUGCAGAUGGAGCAGCCACAGACAGCCCCACCACAGCCAGGAACUCUCUGUUGGCCCAGCACUGCCGCUGGGCCACGGCUGCAGGGGCCACACUGUUGGAUGAACAUGGGAAUGCCCUUCCUCCUACAACCAGUGUAUCAGCAGGGAACAAUCCUCCAGCACAAUGUGAGAUUUCACCACUGGUCUCCUACUUUGGAGAGGGACUGGAGCCGCUACUGAAGGGGAGGACACUGCCAACUCCCUUCAUUCUGGAUGAAAAAAGGGCCAAAGAGCUGCAGGCUCAGUAACAUUUCUCUCAUUAAUAGAAGAUUGUGUUAUUCCAGUACAACGGACGGGCUACGAGAAUGAAGACAGCAGCCCUGGAUGGAUGUGAUUGGGUAGUUUCAGCCCACGAAUGCACGAUUGUUAAAAUGAAUGUUGUACGUGAAGAUAAUCAUUUCAAACUGCCAUUUCUCUCAUGCAUCUUAUGUAAUAUGUGUCUUUGUUGAGGAAGAGCUACAAAUCAUGUGAUGUGAUCUCUUGAAAACUAAUGAGGCAAAUAAGGGAUUAGCUAUGACUUUGGGUAAUUUAUAUAAAAACAAAAUAUUAUCAAAAUA